AAUAGUAAUGGAAAAUAUACACGUGCUUUCAAAAACCAAACUAAACAACCAUUUCAAAAAAUAAACUUGUUGCUACAAAUAACCCAGUUCACAGUUUUAGUUGAGUUAGAAAACAUUUGAUUCCAUUCCACCACACUAGCAACAAAAGAGAACAGAUCUACUUUCUUUGUUGUCCUAAAAACACACGUGUGGCCGCCAAAGUUGAAGAGAAAGAGAAUCCAAAUCCAAACCCAAUUAGUGGAGAGGAUUCUUACAUGUUAAGUAUGUCUAUUUUGAUAUAUAAUGAAGGAUCUAGAAUGAAUUAUAUAGAUUACCUUCCACGCCUAUAAAUAUGUAAUCAUAAUUCAUUUGUAAAUUAUCUAAGUGAAAAGCAAUACAAUUUAUUCUUGCUAUAACUUUUCACGUUGUUUGCUACUACUAUCUUUCAACUAUCAACUAAAGUCUUUUACACUAUCUAACUAUAUUCUAAACCAACACUACUACAUCAACUACUAACAGUUAUGGCGGCGGAAAUAUUACUUGGAGGUGCUGUUGGAGCUGCGAUGGGGGAGAUAAUGAAAGGUGCUAUCCAAAACAUACAAAAUGGUCGACAAUUUGGUCCAACUCUUGAGAUGAACGCAGAAACUUUGAACGCUCUGGCUCCUUUGGUUGAAGAGAUGAAAGGUUUCAACUACGUGUUGAAUCGACCCAUAGAAGAGAUAGAGAGGUUUGAGAAACAUAUAAGAGAAGGUAAAGAGCUUGAAAGAAAAGGCAAGAUGCUUACUCGAUGGAAAUUUCUUUGGUAUUCACAUUACCAAACCAAGCUUAAGAAGAAAGAUGAAGAUCUUCUGAGAUAUUUGGCUGUUAACAUGCAAGUUGAGAAUAGAAGAGAUGUGAUGGAGAUGUUGGCAAAGGUGAAUGGAAUUUAUGAGCUUAUUAUGAGAAAGGAGGGUUUAAGUGGUAAUCAAAUUUGGGGUUUAAAUGGUAAUCAAUUUGGGGGUUUGUGGGGUGUUCCUGGUGAAUUUGUGGGAAUGGAGGAGCCUUUAAAUAAUUUGAAGAUUGAAAUGAUGAAGGAUGGUGUUUCUGUACAUGUAUUGAAUGGUUUGGGUGGAUCAGGGCAAAACACUCUUGCUAAGAAGCUUUGUUGGGAUUCACAAAUCAAAGGCAAGUUUGGUGGAAACAUCUUCUUUAUUACCAUCUCAGCAACUUCCGACUUGAAGAACAUUGUACAACAGACACUAUUUGAACACUGUGGACUUUGGGUGCCUGAGUUUCAUAACGACGAAGAUGCAAUUAACAGAUUAGGACUUUUGCUGAAGAAAGUUGGUAAAAAUCCAAUAUUAUUAGUCUUGGAUAAUGUUUGUCCUGGCUCAGAAAGCCUUGUUGAAAGCCUUGUUGAGAAGUUACAAAUCCAAAUGCAAGAUUUGGUAGAUUGUAAGAUUUUGGUGACUUCAACCGCGGAUGCAUUUACAAGAUUUGGCACCCCGCGCGAGUUGUAUCCACUCCAACAUGAUCAUGCAGUGUCCCUUUUUCUUCACUUUGCUCAACUGAAUCACAGCAGCUCAUACAUGCCUGAUAAUGAUCUUCUCAAUGAGAUAGUGAAAGGUUGUAGGGGUUUACCAUGGGUGCUUCAGUUCGUUGCUGGAUUACUCUGUCGGCAGCCUUUUGAGAUGUGGCAAAAUAUGAAGGAAUGUUUAAACGGUCAAAUGAUUAUUUAUGAUUGCAUCCAACAUCCCUAUUUCGCGAUGCAUGUUCCCCACAGAGAACUAACAAUGAAUGGAUAUAGUCGUCCUGAUGAUUGGUGGAUGGGACAGAAUCAGCAGAGAAUCAUUGAUGGUGGCAAUGGCAUAAUGAAGGACAGAGCACCACCUAGGAGGAAGAAACAAAGUACAAUGAUGGAGGACAUAGUACUAUGGAGGAGAAAGAAAAUAAAUAUAAUGAUUAUAGUUGCGGCAACAGUAAUUUGGGUGUUGAUGGAAGUUUAUCAAUUUAACUUCCUAACUCUCAUGUCAUGGCUCACCAUAUUUGUUGUUGCUUCAAUGUUCUUCUAUUCCAAUAUGCUUAUACGUUUUGGAAAGGAACCACCAAACUUGUUGAGGUUGGAAUUGAAGGAAGAAACAGCUGUGAGAAUGGCAAAGACAAUUAGAGCAUGGAUUCGAAGAUCAAUAAAGUGGUUGUUUUUCAUUGUGAGCAGAAAGAAAAAUUGGCCUGAGUUUGUGAGAGUUGUGGCUAGGUUGUUGGCAAUCUCUUAUGUAGGAAAUUGCGUGGACUUCCUAACAUUCAUUUAUAUAGGUAUAUUGGCCGGUAUGACACUUCCUGCAACUUAUAUAAAAAACAAGGACAAGAUUAAAAGAUCAAUAUAUUGGUUGAAUUUCUACUUCAAAAGAUCAAUAUAUUUGAUGAAUUUCUCCUUAAGUGGAAACUACACACAAAAUAAAAGAAAAAAUAAUAAUAAAAAAGAAAGAAAGAAGAAAAGUAAAAGAGGUGUGUGUGAUUCUGUUGGGCUUGGCCAAACUGCCACAAAGUGAUGUGUGCACUUUGGUCCCAUCACAAGAAAUGGAUGUAGUGGUGGAGGAAGAAAUACAAGAGAAUUUAUGAGAUUAUAGAUGAGAAAGCCACUAGAAAGAUCAAAUGCAUAUACCAAAUGAGAAUGGGAAGAAAAUAAAGUGAUUUGGCAAACUCAGGCCAAUUUUUCUUUCUGAUCUGGAGUUGCGUGCUAUUAUUGUAAUUGUAAUAAAUCAAUGGCAAAUGCUAAAUACUGUUAAAGGAGCACUUGUUAAAAGAUUUAUAUUUAGAAAGUGUUUCUUAAAAA
This is a messenger RNA of Trifolium pratense (red clover), 2791 nucleotides long. RefSeq lists its product as uncharacterized. The transcript is spliced from 6 exons. NCBI's taxonomy places the organism in Eukaryota, Viridiplantae, Streptophyta, Magnoliopsida, Fabales, Fabaceae. The record is from RefSeq and is a predicted model, not a curated record. Gene Ontology annotation, biological process: defense response to fungus. The coding region runs from base 501 to 2507 and encodes 668 amino acids. Gene Ontology annotation, molecular function: ADP binding.